AUGACCUAUUACUUUACUAUGGAACUACAUAAAGCUGCGUGCGAAGGCGACUACAAUCUUGCUUCGAAGAUGCUUUUCAGUCGACGACAGUUUGAUGUCAACGCCAUUGGUCCAAAUGGACAGACACCACUAUACCUAGCAUGCACUUAUAACCACCUCGAAAGUGUCGAGCUAUUAUUAGAACAUGGCGCUUGCAUGGAAACAGGUGACAUUGAAGGGAUUAGACCUUUGCACAUUGCGUGUGCUUGGAAUGAUGUUACUCUGGCUUUUCUUUUGUUGGAGAACGGUGCCGAAAUAAAUGCCAUGUCGAAUCAUCAAAUGACGCCAUUGGACGUGGCAUGUCGACAUGGUAAUUCGCGAAUUGUUGAAAUGCUUCUAGUACGAGGUGCUGCUCUCGAAGGAAACGCCAGAUUCGGUCCUUUGCACUUUGCCACAGAAGCUGGCCACUUUCACAUUGCCGACAUUUUGCUACGACAAGGCGCUGACAUUGAAGCAAAGACAAAAGAGGGACUAUCCCCGUUGCAACUCGCUUGUCACUUUUCUCAUUUGCGGACUGCUCGGUUACUACUGGAUCACGGUGCAAAUUUGGAAUGCAGUUCGGAUGAUGGUGAGCACACACCACUGGUUAUCGCGUGUUAUUAUGGUCAUUUGGAGAUGGUGCGUUUCUUGUUAGACCGAGGAGCCGAAGUAAACCCGACAAGAGAAAUGCAAUGGUCGCCAUUGCAUACUGCAUGUGAAUUCGGCUAUUGUGAGAUUACACGCCUGCUUCUAGACCGAGGUGCAGGUUUGGAAGUAAAGGGGUGUAAGGCGGAAGCCACUCCAUUGCAUAUUGCAUGCGAGAAUGGACAUCCAUGGAUUGCUCGGGUAUUAUUAAGUCGAGGUGCCGACCUUGAAGCCAGGGACAUCAGUGAAUCCACACCUUUGCAUAUUGCAUGUUAUGGUGGUAAUCUGGACGUUGUCCUUGUAUUGAUAGAUCACGGUGCUUGUUUGGAAGCCAAACGGCGUGAAGAAAUGACAGCUCUACACGUUGCUUGCAAAUUCGGUAGAUUGGAUGCUGCCACAGCAUUGUUAGAUAACGGCGCCAAUGUGAGUGCAAUAGACAAACAUGGAUCGACACCAAUGUUUACUGCCUGCCGGAGCAACAAUACAGAACUCGUUUGGCUAUUAGCUCACCGAUGCCCAUGGUUGUUGAUGGAUUUGAACCAUGAUGUAGUCCACAAGGGGGGUCUUGCGGGGCUCCAUACUGAAUAA
Messenger RNA from Cylindrotheca closterium, 1251 nucleotides. Lineage: Eukaryota; Bacillariophyta; Bacillariophyceae; Bacillariales; Bacillariaceae. The record is from the annotation of a GenBank genome assembly.